Molecule: messenger RNA, 3945 nt
Organism: Trichoplax adhaerens
Lineage: Eukaryota; Metazoa; Placozoa; Uniplacotomia; Trichoplacea; Trichoplacidae
Exons: 4
Coding region: 1-3945 (1314 amino acids)
Biological process (GO): signal transduction
Molecular function (GO): protein binding
Source: RefSeq, a predicted model, not a curated record
AUGGAAAUAAAACUUCAACGUAAAGAAGCUAAUAAGCUUUUUAAACAAGGAUCCUAUGAAGAAGCUCGAUCUCUUUAUAGGCAAGUGUUGGAUCGAAUUGGAGGGUCUAAUGUAUUGCCUCGAUUCGAGAUCACACUCCAGAUUGUUAAAACCUCUAUUUAUCUCCAAGAUUACGAGAUUGCAAAAAGUGACUGUGAGAGUGCUAAACUACUAGCAAGAAGAUUAAGUGACAAGAAACUUCUCCAAUGCGAGAAAUAUUUAGGUGAGAUUUGCCAUCAACAAGGUAAUCAUGAAGACGCAUUACAAUAUUACAAUUUAGCUUACCGACUAUCAGUACAAAUUAACGGAAGCAAACAUCUUACAACUGCUGAUAUAUCGCACCAGAUUGGAGAUGUAUACGUAGCAAUGCAACAUUACAGCGAUGCUUUAACGUCCUAUAAGCAAGCACUGAAGGUAAGACAAAAAAGACUUGCGAAAUUCAGCAAAUUGAUCGCUAACUCAUACUUUGCUAUUGGAAAUGUUUACUCUUGUGAAAGAGAGUAUAAACUAGCCAUCACAAACUUUCAAGAGAGUUUAGCUAUUCGACACAAACUGUUUGAAAAUAAUCAUUUGCUUAUUGCUGACUGCUACGAAAGAUUAGCGCAGAUAUGUAACGAUCAAUGUAAAUUUCAUGAAGCUGCAUCAUUGUUUGAAAAAUGUCUUAAAAUUUACCUAGUAGUUGGUGGUAAAACAAAUUUCGAUGUUGCACAACUUUACCGUAACAUUGGAUUGGCCAAAUUUGAUAAUGGUGAUCAUGGAGAGGCCCUUUCUAGUCAUCAGAAAUGCUUAGAAAUCUGCAUCAACAUAUAUGGAGAAGAGCAUCCUAACGUAGCUAUGUCGUAUAGCAGUUUGGCUUCUAUAUACUAUCAGCAAGAGGAAUACCAGCAAGCUUAUGAUAUGUUUCGAAAGUCUCUGGAUAUUAAUUUGAAAGUAUUAGGUAGUAAUCACUGGAUAAUUGCUGAUACUUAUCAUAAUAUCGGUAAUAUUCAUUAUAAUCAAGAAAAAUGCAGCGAUGCUUUAAAGAUGUACCAGGUAGCUAUGUUCAUGCGACUGAAACAAACAAGAAAUGAUCAUAUUCGACAUCGUAUUGCUGAUUCGUAUUUCGUAGUUGCUAAUGUAUAUGCAAAGCAGUCAAAGUACCAUGAUGCUCUGGAAAUGUUUCUAAAGUCUGUCAGUAUUUUCCAAAAUUUAUAUGGAGAAAGUAAUAUUGUAGCCAUAAUUUAUCAAAAAAUUGCGGAGUUAUACGAUAGGGAUGGCAGAGCUGACGACGCAAAUGAUAUGCGAUCGAGAGCUUCGGAAAUAUUCGAUAGAUUAGAGCAUGGACAAAUUCCAACACCGAUACAAACUACAUCACCAGUUAUCGUCGAAAAUGAUUACUUCAAGGCUUACAUGAUUGCUACAAUAUAUGAAGAAUGCCAUAGCGAUUGCACACGCCUCACAUUUAUUGGUCCUAGCGAUUCUGGUAAAAAUUUUAUCGUCAAGUUGUUAACGAAGCAAAAUCUUACAUCGCCAUAUGUCGCUGAAAAUACUGAAGCAAUGCUGGAUCUUUCCACUGGUAAUAUCUUUAAACAGAAGACAGAUGACUAUCGUAAAAUAGUCGGUAAAAAGAUUGCUGCAACAAUGCUGUCGAUAACGCAACAGAUGGAGAGUCAGUAUAAAAUGGAAGAGAGUUCUUUAUCUGAGCUAAUACUUUCGAAAAUUGAAACAGUCCCGGAGGCGAACCCUACUAUCAUUUCUUCUUUCACUUCUGAAUAUGAUGAAAACAGACUUGAAGAAAGAAUUUCAAAUACCGAUACGAAUCUAAACGCUAGUCCAAGCACUCAAUAUGCUAGUGUAGAUACUAGACGAUAUUUAGAUACAUUCAAUGAUUUCAUGCAGCAGUCUCUUCAACUAUGUGAUGCAGACAAUUCUCAAAGAUCUUAUUACAGCAAUGUUUGGGAAUUCGGAAGUAAGAUAUCGUGGAAUCUACGCCAACUUUUUACGCUUCGUAACAGCAUCUAUAUUUUGACAUUGGACAUUACUGAAGCUACAAACCAAACAUCUGCAACGAACGAGGAGCGUACAACAUUGAAUACCUUUCUAGAUAGUAUCAAAGAAUGUUUAGUCUCUGUUCUUGACGGUCACUGCGAUGAUGCCAUUUCAGAUCCAAUUCAAGUUGACGAUGCUGACUUGGAUGUCGGUAUAUAUGAAGAAUUUGCAUUACCUGUCGUUAUCUUUGUUGGAUUUCAUAAUGAUUGCGUAACCUCAGAUACUGUAAGAAUUUUCAAUAAUUUAACAGAAACAAUUUUUUCAACCUUUCCACAGUACAGUCGACAUAUUAUACCGUCCGAUGUUGUGUUUAAUUGCAAUCCGAAAGAUACUAGCUCUUAUGCAAUUGAACAGCGUGAGACAUCUUGUCAGGCAUUACGCAAAUUAAUUCAGCAUUUUACUAAAUUAAUGCCUGUAUUGCAAGACUGUGUUCCAAUACGAUGGCAUAUCUUGCUAUCUAUACUGCAUAAAUCCGUAAUUAACGAUGGAUGCGCGUGCAGUUCAAACAGCAGUAACUUCCCGCGUAGAGUGAUGUCCGUGCACGAGGUAGAGGAACUUCUUCAAGAUUGUGGAUUAUUUCGAAGCGAUCAAGAUACGUGCAAGAUGUUACAACAUUUGCAUGAUCUAGGAGAAAUAUUGUAUGUUAAGCCGGAUUAUGGCAAAGAAUACAUUAUUACUCAAGUCGAAUGGUUAGCGAAGAUUUUCCAAGUUCUCUUUGCAUCCGCUUUCGGCCAAAAAGCAGACGCUACGAGAAGAUUCUCUUUCACCAGGAUUACUAAAAUUAAGACAGACGGUAUAAUGAAAGAAAGUCAUAUAACGAACGUAUUAAGAGAGUUUAGUUUAGACGACAAAGAGAAAGAAGCAAUAUUACAGCUAUUAGAAAAUUACAAUAUCAUAUGUCCAAGAAAUAAUGCGAAUGCCAAUAACGAAAGUGUUGCAGCGGCUGGACGUGAGUACUUCGUACCGAUUAUCAUUACUCCAAAUUUCAAAUCGAAAAUUGAUAUUGGCAGUCUAAAUGAUGCUGGAUAUCAUGUAUCAGAAAGCUUAUAUAUCCAAUUCGAGGAUAAUUCGUAUAUUCCUGAUGUGAUAUUCUAUCCUUUCCUUAUUUCUUGCUUGAGAAAGUGGAAUAAUCUGGAAGCAGAAUUAUUUUAUAGAGGUGCUAAACUAUUUUUGGAGAAUGAUUUAUACUACCUGCUUAUUGUCAAGGAGAGAUCCAAAAUUAGUUUGCGGUAUUUCUAUAAGAAAAGUACUAAUCUGUCUGACGAACUGAUUAAGAAAUUAGUUUGGAAAAGUCGUCCACAAGAGCUUAUUCAAGGCAGAUUUUUCGAUACUGCCAAGAAGUAUAUGCCAAAGUCCAUGAAUAGUAGUUUAGCAAAUUAUGUUAAAUGUAGCGAAUGUGGCCAAUUCUUAAAUUUGUUCAGUUUCACAGAAGAUAGUCGUUGUAAAAAGUGUAUUUAUUGCGGUAAAACUGCAAAAUCCAUGGGUGAUUGGAUAAACCUGGAAGCCUAUAGAAUAGAAUUAAAUAAAGUUAUUGCUUUUACAUCAAGGUCUACAGCUGAUACAAGGCGCCAUUUUUUCACCGUAGCUAAAGAAAUUGGUAUCGAUUGGGAGAAGCUAGCGGGUGCACUAGGCAUACAUUGUAACGAGACCUCAGUUAUCGACGCCGAGAACAAAAAUUAUUAUAAUAAAGCAAAUCAACUCUUGGAGAAAUGGUAUACGCAAAAUUACUGCCUCAAAGCUACUUACACUCUAGCAUGUGCUCUAGAUCAUAUUGAAAGACGCGAUAUUCUUGCAAAGCUCAAGUUCAAUUCGUUGGAACUGUCUGAUCUUAAAACUGCCGGAAGAACCGAUAUUCUUGAGCGGCUAAAUUGGCAUUAG